UUUAGGUCAAACUACAAGAUAAUUGGAAAAGUGAAUCAUGCAUAGCAUCGGAACUGUCCUCUCCAGGGACCCACGAUUUGGAGUGAUGUAAUUUUAGCGAGGCAAGUAGGUAAAAGAGGAGCGGUAGCACAAUUACAUUGGCCCCUGUUUAUUUGGCUUCCACACCAAGCAGAGCCUGGAGGUUUGCAGACACAGUUAUUGAUUGUAACAGAAGACAUGUGGGCACGGUGUUGAAGCUGAAGCUCAAUCGCCUCCUCCUUUUGACAUGAUUGCAGAAAAUGAAGACGAGGAUGAUUUUGUGGUUGGUGUUGGUGUUGGUGGCCAUGCCGAGCAUGACUGUGAAGGGAGAAGCCUCGGAGAGUUUGGACAAGGAAAUAAGGGAGUCGUUUGCAAAGGCGAUCAAUGCAUCGGCAAUUCCCCCUGGCAGCAAAGAAGGGAGCAUUGCAGACAUGUUCGAUCGCGCUCUUGAGAAGGAAUUCUCAGAGAAGGAGCAGUCUCAAGGUGCUGAUGGAAGCAACUUUAAUAACACGGUGGCUGAUCAACAGGCAGUAUUGGAGACUGUGGCCAGGGUUACUCAUGACAAGCCGAAGAAAAAUGACACUCAAGAAGAAAAUGGGACGAGAUCAUUCCAGUUGCAGGAUGUUUUUAACUUGGACAAUGAAAAUGGUGCAGAUGAUAUGCCGACUUUAAUUGAUCGCAAGGAUAAUGUAUUCGUAAUGUCUAAUCCAAAAUCAAAAUAUCCAGUGCUCCAGUUAGAUGUGAGGUUCAUUUCAGAUUUAGUGGUGGUGAUUGUUUCUGCUGCAAUUGGGGGCAUUGCAUUUGCUUGUCUGGGGCAGCCGGUUAUUACUGGUUACUUACUUGCAGGGUCUAUUAUUGGACCAGGUGGUUUGAGUUUUGUCAGUGAGAUGGUACAGGUGGAAACAGUUGCCCAGUUUGGCGUUGUCUUCCUGCUUUUCGCUUUGGGCCUAGAAUUUUCUGCAACAAAGAUUCGAGUUGUUGGAUCUGUUGCUGUCUUGGGAGGCUUGCUCCAAAUCUUCCUUUUCAUGUGCUUGUGUGGCAUUACUGCUUUGAUAUGUGGGGCGAAACCUUCAGAAGGAGUGUUUGUUGGUGCUUUCUUAUCUAUGUCGUCAACUGCUGUGGUUUUGAAAUUCUUGAUGGAACGAAAUAGUAUCAAUACUAUUCAUGGCCAAGUCACUGUUGGAACUCUUAUUCUGCAGGACUGUGCGGUUGGAUUAUUGUUUGCCCUACUUCCUGUCUUGGUUGGAACAGGCGGACUUCUGCAAGGAAUUAUGUCGAUGAUGAAAUCGUUAGUUGUCUUGUCCAUCUUCUUGGUAGCAGCAUCUAUAUUAUCUUGGUCUUUUGUUCCUUCCUUUUUGAGGCUGAUGGUACGCCUGUCUUCUCAGACAAAUGAACUUUACCAGUUAGCUUCAGUUGCAUUCUGCUUGCUGGUGGCUUGGUGCAGUGAUAAAUUAGGUCUGAGCCUUGAACUAGGGUCGUUUGCUGCAGGAGUAAUGAUAUCAACCACUGAAUUUGCACACCAUACUCUUGAGCAAGUGGAACCCAUACGUAAUUUGUUUGCUGCGCUCUUUUUAUCCAGUAUUGGCAUGCUUAUUCAUGUACAGUUCCUGUGGAAUCAUAUAGAUGUACUGUUAGCAUCUGUGAUUUUGGUAAUCAUUGCAAAGACAGUUGUGGUUACUGUUGUUGUGAAGGGUUUUCAAUACCCCAUUAGGACUUCCUUUCUUGUUGGCAUUUCUCUGGCUCAGAUUGGGGAGUUCGCUUUUGUUCUAUUGAGUCGUGCUUCAAAUCUCCAUCUAGUUGAGGGAAAAUUGUAUCUCUUGCUAUUGGGAACAACAGCUUUUAGCCUGGUUACCACACCUUUGCUGUUUAGAAUGAUUCCAGGAAUCAUGCACUUGGGUGUCCUCGCAAAUUGGUUCCCUUCUGAUAGCAAUCCAACAGAGGUGGUCUCUAAAGGAGAGAACUUUCACUCUGGAAGCACACAAUCUAUUCUGGUUACAGUCCAAGGUUCUCAGUAAUGAUGAAGAAUUUUCAUAUAAAGGAGGCAGGAUAUUUUGCGGAAGCUGCAAGUAUCCUGGAUGACUCCUCAUUUUAAGAAUUGUAGCAUGCAGGUGCUAUCAAAGGAGCGGGAUUGAAGCUUGUCUCAACCUGGAUGCUCGGCGUGUGACUUGUUAGUGGUCAAGGCUUCAAGCACAUUCAAAUGCAGUGUACACAAAUUUACCUAGCCUGGUUUGGGGUGCAGUUCACCUUUGUGGUUGGAAUCGUGCACUUUGGAUCAGGUUUAAUGAAUGAUUGCAUGUUAUGACUUUCAAGGUUGUGUUUUUUGUUUGUUCCAAUCAGUUAAUUCUGGUAUAUCUGAAAAAACCUAAGUUUGAGUAAAUCCGCCAUGCGUUGCUGCUAAAGGUAUAGGCUCAAUUUAUUGUACACAUCUAAAGGCUAUGGAGUUAAUCUGUAAUCCAAAUGAUUCUUUAACUACAUCAAAAUAUUAAGUAUUGUAAUGGCUGCAAAUGUGGAACGGCUUUUUUUGGAGGCCAAUCAUUUGCAUACCUCUUCAAGAUGUCCCAUUUGGGCUCAUCUUGGAUUUGUAAUAUUACUCAUGUAUUUUUUUUGGUCAAUUCUUUAUUUGUAUCAACUUCUUGAUGCAGUUUUGGAUUCA
Cryptomeria japonica (Japanese cedar) is the source of this 2671-nucleotide messenger RNA. RefSeq names its product K(+) efflux antiporter 5. The record is from RefSeq and is a predicted model, not a curated record. Gene Ontology annotation, cellular component: membrane. Gene Ontology annotation, biological process: potassium ion transmembrane transport; proton transmembrane transport. The transcript is spliced from 20 exons. NCBI's taxonomy places the organism in Eukaryota, Viridiplantae, Streptophyta, Pinopsida, Cupressales, Cupressaceae. Bases 279 to 2033 code for a protein of 584 amino acids. Gene Ontology annotation, molecular function: potassium:proton antiporter activity.